Molecule: messenger RNA, 969 nt
Organism: Austrofundulus limnaeus
Lineage: Eukaryota; Metazoa; Chordata; Actinopteri; Cyprinodontiformes; Rivulidae
Product: vesicular inhibitory amino acid transporter
Exons: 4
Biological process (GO): amino acid transmembrane transport
Cellular component (GO): vacuolar membrane
Molecular function (GO): L-amino acid transmembrane transporter activity
Source: RefSeq, a predicted model, not a curated record
AUUGUCCCUUCCUCUGUCAGCUUCCUGGUCAUUCUGUACUGCCUGAGCUGUGCCAGCAGCUGGUCCUGGUCCUCCCUGUCUCUGUCUGUGGACCCAGAAGACUUCCUGGUCUCAGUCGGUGUCAUCAUCUUCUCCUACACCUCGCAGAUCUUCCUCCCUCCGUUAGAGGGCAGCAUGGAGGACCGAGGGCAGUUUGAAACCAUGCUGGGGUGGACCCACGGAGCCGCCUGCCUCAUGAAAACAAUGUUUUCAUUACUGGCUGUGCUGACCUGGGGGGCAGAGACACAUGAGGUCAUCACUGACAAUCUUCCCGUUGACCUUCGGCCCAUCAUCAACCUGUGUCUGCUGGCCAAAGCCCUGCUGUCCUACCCGCUGCCCUUUUACUCUGCCGCUGAAAUCCUGCAAACCUGUUUGCUUCAAGGCUGGGACAUGGACUUCCCCUCCCCUGGUUCGUUUGUCGUCCUCAUCCCAUACCGCCCUCUGGUGGCUGCCUGUCGGGGCUUGGGUCCUCUGGCCCUGUCGGCUCUCGGCUUGGGGGUGGGGGGCACCCUGGGGGCCGGACCCUUUGUGCCUAUGCCCGUGCUUGCCCUAGUGCAGCGGGGGCCUGCGUGCUCGUCGCUGCGGGCCGCUGUGGGGCUGCUGCGUGUGGUCACUGAUGCUUCCCUCUCACCCUCCUCUAAAUGUGCAGGACUCUCUCGUCCAGCUCUGAUGGUUCGUGGCGCCUUGUUGAUGACGUCAUACCUGCUGGCCCUGCUGGUGCCCAGGUUCUCCCUGUUGAUGGGUUUGACGGGAAGUGUGACCGGAGCAGCGAUGACCCUCAUCCUUCCGUGUCUGUUUCACUUGAGGCUGCAGUGGGGGCGACUGACGGUGCAGGACCGCCUGCUGGAUGUGUGCAUACUGAGUCUGGGGGUCUUAUGUAGCGUUUCUGGGGUGAUCUGCUCUGUGAAACGAUUAGUGUUGGGACUCUAA